This is a messenger RNA of Soboliphyme baturini, 492 nucleotides long. The record is from the annotation of a GenBank genome assembly. Lineage: Eukaryota; Metazoa; Nematoda; Enoplea; Dioctophymatida; Soboliphymatidae.
AUGAAAGCAGCGUUGAAGAAACAGCUUGGACACAAGGAGCCAUCUACUCGUGUGCGAUAUAUCGAGACACACAAGACGGCAGCCAUAGCAGUGGCGAAAGCCAAAACUGAUUCCUCGGAAAAGUUCGGUGAGGUGUUGGAGUCGAAUUUCCCUAUGGCAAACGAAGUGUGCUGGCAGACCAUCGGUCAGCUCCAAGAUGAAAUGAAGGGCGCUCUCAGAGUCUUGCAAGGCACGUCUGAACACCCUCUUACCAAGGAUUAUGACAUUCUUCGACCAUGGAGGGAGUACUAUGAGGAACGCUUUAACCCCGCGCUGCCGCAGGAGAACUCGCCUGUAGAGCAGAAGAGUACGGAUAUUACUAUCUCUGAAGAUGAAAUUACACAAGCUGUGAAAAGCUUGAAAAACAGAAAAGCUGCUGGAAUUGAUGAAAUUCGCCCUGAGAUGCUCAAGGCAUUAGGCGAACAAGGCAUGUGCUGGCUAACACGCGACUAA